GGGAGAGGGGACCAGGCGCAUGCCGCGAUGCAGCACUACGGGGUGAACGGCUACUCGCUGCACGCCAUGAACUCGCUCAGUGCCAUGUACAACCUGCACCAGCAGGCGGCCCAGCAGGCCCAGCACGCCCCCGACUACCGGCCGUCGGUGCAUGCGCUUACGCUGGCUGAGCGCCUGGCUGACAUCAUCUUGGAGGCCCGCUAUGGCUCCCAGCAUCGCAAACAGCGUCGUAGCCGCACUGCGUUCACGGCUCAGCAGCUCGAGGCCCUGGAAAAGACCUUCCAGAAGACCCACUACCCAGACGUGGUGAUGCGUGAGAGGCUGGCCAUGUGCACCAACCUGCCUGAGGCCCGGGUGCAGGUGUGGUUCAAGAACCGCAGGGCUAAGUUCCGGAAAAAGCAGCGCAGCCUGCAGAAGGAGCAGCUCCAGAAGCAGAAGGAGGCUGAGGGCUCCCAUGGGGAAGGCAAGACAGAGGCCCCAACCCCAGACACACAGCUGGAGACAGACCAGCCCCCCAGCCUGCACAGUGGUGACCCCCCAGCUGAGCUUCACCUGAGCCUGUCUGAGCAAUCGGCCAGUGAGUCAGCCCCCGAGGACCAGCCGGACCGGGAGGAGGACCCCCGGGCAGGGGCCGAGGAUCCCAAAACUGAGAAGAGCCCUGGGGCUGAGAGCAAGGGGCUGGGCUGCAAGAGGGGCAGCCCCAAGGCAGAUUCCCCAGGCAGCCUGGCCCUGGCUCCUGCAGCCCCUGGGGGCGGCCUCCUGGGCCCCUCCCACUCUUACUCCUCAUCCCCGCUGAGCCUCUUCCGUCUGCAGGAGCAAUUCCGCCAGCACAUGGCGGCCACCAACAACCUGGUGCACUACUCAUCCUUCGAAGUGGGGGGCCCGGCCCCCGCUGCUGCCGCCGCCGCCGCCGCCGCCGUGCCCUACCUGGGCGUCAACAUGGCCCCGCUGGGCUCACUGCACUGCCAGUCCUAUUACCAGUCCCUGUCAGCAGCCGCCGCUGCCCACCAGGGCGUGUGGGGGGCCCCACUGCUGCCUGCGCCCCCAGCAGGCCUGGCACCUGCCUCGGCUGCCCUGAACAGUAAAACCACGAGCAUCGAGAACCUGCGGCUUCGGGCCAAGCAGCACGCGGCCUCUCUGGGACUCGAUACACUGCCCAACUGA
Molecule: messenger RNA, 1164 nt
Organism: Equus quagga
Lineage: Eukaryota; Metazoa; Chordata; Mammalia; Perissodactyla; Equidae
Gene: DMBX1
Product: diencephalon/mesencephalon homeobox 1
Exons: 5
Coding region: 28-1164 (378 amino acids)
Biological process (GO): regulation of transcription by RNA polymerase II
Molecular function (GO): DNA-binding transcription factor activity, RNA polymerase II-specific; RNA polymerase II transcription regulatory region sequence-specific DNA binding
Source: RefSeq, a predicted model, not a curated record